Molecule: messenger RNA, 3567 nt
Organism: Ogataea angusta
Lineage: Eukaryota; Fungi; Ascomycota; Pichiomycetes; Pichiales; Pichiaceae
Exons: 1
Coding region: 1-3567 (1188 amino acids)
Cellular component (GO): nucleus
Molecular function (GO): protein binding
Source: RefSeq, a predicted model, not a curated record
AUGAAUAAAAGUAUGGGGAAGAAGUGCGGGCCAUUCUUCCUCGAGCGCACGGUAGCCGGGUCUGAGGCAAUCAAGGCGUAUUUUUCAGAUUUCAGGGUCCGUGUGAUCGCGCAGGAUUCGCGAUAUAAAGAUCUGAAUCCCUUGAACACCAGAUCCAAACGCAUCCUGACGAGUGCUACCUGGCAGGACCUUCUGGAGCCUUCAGAUUCCAUGGAUAUGUUCAGCAGCGAGCCAGAUUACAUUAAUGAAGUCUGGCAAAAUAACCCAAAGGCGCCGGAGGCAAGCAGGCUUGCUGAGCCUGAGCAAGAGCGCACCAUGUAUGUGAAUAUUGCAAUCAGGAACACUUCGGUGUCCAUCAACAACAAGGACAAGGCCUUCUUUGAGUCGAGUGUGUUGAGUUGUGCACUGAUACCUGGCUGCCUGGAGUCCCAGCUCGAGGAUUCUCUGCUUGUGUGUCUGGAAAACGGGACGAUGUUACUGCUGCGCGUUUUCGUUUCUGGAGGACAUUUCGAGCCAAUUGUUGUUCAGAAGCUUCGAACCAGCAGUUUAGGGCCGUACGAGAAGACGAGCGUGAUUGGAUACAAAGUGACGGUCCACAAGACAGGUAAGAUGGUGGCAAUUGCUGCCUUUUCCAAGGUGAUACGAAUAAUGCACAUAGAAUAUGACUCGCGCGGUGUUCUAUCUUUUGGAUCGUCGCAAAACAUGAUAAUUGGAGGAGCGCUUGUGGACACAGUGUUUCUGGAGCCAUUGGAGCCAGUGGACAAGGAGUACAUGAUCUUAGUCAACCUAAUAUCAACAGACGAAAAUAUUAUGAGACUGGAAUACAACGAGUUUUACCAAUACGAUAAUCCUUUGAAUAGUAUCAAGACUCAUCCAAUAUUGCUGUGGAACUUGGAGGAAGUACCGUAUUUUCUGAUCCCCACAAGAAAAACGCAGUGUCUUCUCCAAGUCCAGGAGACCAAGUGCGUUGUGCACGGUAUACAUUAUAUGCUUUCACGGGACGAGGCAGAUGUUACUGAACAGGCUCUUCCGAUGGUUGGUGGAAAAUAUAUCAAGCCAAAUUCGUACUAUAUUCCCCAGUAUCCUAUAACGUGCUUCCCAUGCGAGGACUACGAGGAAGAACUUUACGACCAGAUCCUUCUAUCAACGGACGUCUCUCUUUGGUUACUGGAAAUAUUUGGGUCUUCGCGCAGACGAGACCGUAGAAUCCGCUUCAGCGAGAUGUUUGUUCAGCCAUCUGUGUUCAGUCAUUUCUGCCUGGAAGAGAUUGCCGCAAAACAGUAUUCUCUGACAUAUUUUAACGAGCGAGGGUCCGCUGAAUAUAAAAUCAUAGACCUUGUUCCGCGUUCUAAUGGCGCAGCGUUCAAGAUGAAGGUUAUCGAGGACAAGGGAAGUCUAAUGAACUGGUUUCCGACCUUUGACUACAAGGUGAUACCGGCACAGCGAUCCAAGCUGGUCAACGCAACGUCUAGCGAGGAACUAUGGUGUGUUGGCCGAUGCGAGUCGCGAGGUGCCUUGUUCAGCAUGCACAAAGGUUACCGAGCUGAGAAAUCUAUUCCUGAAACUCGGUUCAGGGACGUGACCCACAUAUAUGGGUUUGAGCUCCGUGGCCAGCCGCAUUUUGUACUUUCCAGCUUCCAAGAGUCAUGGGUGAUUGCUUUCAUUAACGACGACGACUCAGGGGAUAUUACAGAACUGUCUCAAUUCAGAAGUGGCCAGCGCACUAUUUAUUUUGGCAUGCUACCAGACGGCAGGUUUAUCCAGAUAUUUGAACAUGGAUGGAGACUUGGCACAUUUCAGUCGAGUGACUUUUUGACCACUUAUGUUCACGAAAGAAUAAUACUGAGUGCGGUCUGGCAGAACAUAGUAGUGCUGGCUUACGAGUACGGUGAUGAGACAAUCCAGGUCAACAUCGAAGCAUUCACUGUGUCCGGGACGUCUCUAGCUAUUAGCCCAGGCAUCAUUGGGAUCCAGCCAUCUUUGAUGAAAUUUAUCACUAGACACAAACAGCCGUACUUGGCAAUCGGAACCUAUUCCAAUCAAAUCCACUUUUAUCGGCUGGAGGACCAUCGGCUCCUGCUCGCUGACACCCUUGACCUCUCGGAUCGUAUCGACGAUUUUGUGACUCCACACGAUAUAGUGUACACCGAGCACCACUCUCUCUUGACAUCAAAGGAUGGAAGUCUUCUGCUUUACGAGAACGACAAAUUUCUUGCAUCACUAAAAAUAGGCGAACUACCAGCUAGCAUUCUCCAACAGAGUGAAGGUAAGUUCUUUAUCGUCACUAAAACGUUGUGGAAGCUUGACCUGUCUAAAUCGUGCUAUCCUGAGAGGAUAUGGGUUGCAGAGACCGUUGAUAGAGGGUGUCAGGCGGCCGUGCUUGUUCCAAUGGCACACGACGAUCUGCUUCCACAAUACGAAGAAGAUCAGCUUCUUGCUAUUCGCGACGACGGUCUGUGCAGUCUGUUUGUGUCCCGUACAAUCGACUGGAGCAUCAAAAAAGUCAAGCUUGGCUCUACUCCGUUGAAAAUGAUGUACUACGAAUACCAUAACGUCUUUGUCGUGCUGGUAGCUGGCCCCGAUAAGCUUCUUUUCGUUGACCACAAAACCAAAAGAGUGCUUGCAGCAGACCAGGAAGAACAGGUCCUGGCCGAACACGAGCAGCCCCUAUCCAUAUCGGAAUGGCAUGUGAAAUCUCGCAGAGUGGAAGACUACACGCAUAAACACCUGCUCGUUGGAUGCGUUGAUAAAAGAGACGGCUCGGGGCUGGUCAAAAUCAUUGAGCUCAAGAAAGUCAAAGACGUGGUCUUACUAAAAGUCUUGUACUCGUGGACCCAAUCCUCACCAGUUGCAGCGGUAGCACAACUUCCAGACUCCGUUAUCAUUUAUUCUGAUCGCAACUCUGUGCGUCUUAGAAAAUACAAGCCUCUGGAAAGCAAACUCAGCGAUACCUUUGGCCAGCAGUCGUUUCCAUCCGAGGUUAAAGAGAUCAAUUGCGUUGGUAACCAUGUCGCUGUGGUGACCGCCAAAGACUCGGUGUACACUUAUCAUUACCUUAAAGAGCCUAAUGGAUCACUUUCGCCUCACCUAAGUGACCCUGUUAGUCGGGAUCUCAUGGGCCACUGCAUUAUAAAAGAUCCCUAUAUCAUCGCCGCAGACAGGCAGCGGCAGACAAUAUUGGUGAUUCCAAAUAACACGGACUACUACGCUAGCCUUACGACACAAAAGGUUUUUGAAUGGAAUACGCCAUUCAUUCCACGUCUGCACGAGUGCGAGUUCAAGCCGUUAUGGAGUGUUCCCCGAGAUAACACCAAAUUUCUGGCCAUGGGACUCAAUGGAGAAAUUCGAAUAUACUACGAAAUUCCUGAACACACUUUCGAUAAGAUCUGCGAACUCAAGGCCCAACAAGCACGGAAAAAUAAAGAGCAAUCACCAUUGCUAUUAAGUGACAUUCCAUCUCUAUACCCAGAAAAUUCUCCGAUUGUCAAUGUGGACUCGAUUACUGAUAAAUAUGGGGAAAUAGGCGACUUCGAGCUCGACACACUGAUUCAUAGCACAAUAAUAUAA